AUGGCAAGUCCAUACCUUCAAGUUAAGCUUCUCUCAGACACAGCCAGAGCACCCACGCGCGGCUCUUCCCAUGCAGCGGGGUAUGACCUCUAUGCCUCUGCAGAAGCGAGCAUCCCUGCAGGCGGCAGAGCACUUGUUCCUCUGGGCAUUUCUGUUGCCGUUCCAGAAGACUGCUACGCUAGGAUCGCACCUCGUUCAGGACUGGCCGUCAAAGCAGGCAUCAGUACGGGUGCCGGUGUUGUGGACUGCGAUUACCGAGGAGAAGUACGUGUCUUGCUCUUCAACCACGGCUCGGAGACCUUCAAGGUUGCAGUGGGUGACCGUAUUGCACAGAUGAUCCUGGAGAAGGUGUGGACGCCCGAGGUGGAGGUGGUGGAGACAUUGGCAGAAACUGUGCGUGGUGCCGGUGGAUUUGGCAGUACGGGGCAGUAG
Molecule: messenger RNA, 432 nt
Organism: Protomyces lactucae-debilis
Lineage: Eukaryota; Fungi; Ascomycota; Taphrinomycetes; Taphrinales; Protomycetaceae
Product: deoxyuridine 5'-triphosphate nucleotidohydrolase
Exons: 1
Coding region: 1-432 (143 amino acids)
Biological process (GO): dUTP catabolic process; dUMP biosynthetic process
Molecular function (GO): magnesium ion binding; dUTP diphosphatase activity
Source: RefSeq, a predicted model, not a curated record